GGAGCAAACCGGAAGUGCUGUUAGAUUGAUGGAGUCAAUGGAGGUUUGUUAUUUGUGCCGUUGUCUGUGAACAAAGCAACGUUUUCCAAGUUCACAAAUUGUCUACGAUAUCAGCGUGACUGGAAGUGGACGUUAACACUCCUGAUCACUGUAGUUGUCACGACAUCGACUUGCAAGGUUUGAUGGAAGACGAAGUCGACUGUCACUCACUGUUCUAAAAAUUGGAAGUCAAGACUCGGCCAGAUUUAUUUAACACUUUAUACAACUAUAAAAUUUAAACUACAGGACUACACAUAAUCGGGUACAAAGAUUUGAAUAAUGGACAUGGAAACUAAUGAUGGCAACACUUUUCAUCAGUGUGUUGUAUGUGAUGCGAUUUUUCAACAACUUGAUCAUUUAGAAAAACACAAUAAAAUACAUGUUAAAAAAGAGAAAAUUGAUGAUGUAGAUGAAUAUUGUCCAGUUCAUUUUGACGAAAAGAAAACUGCUGAUGUAGAUGAAUAUUGUCAUGUUAAAGAAGAGAAAACUGAUAAUGUAGAUGAAUAUUGUCAUGUUAAAGAAGAGAAAACUGAUGAUGUUGAAACAGUUCAUCAGUGUAAUUUAUGUGAUGAAGAAUUUAACUCCAAUACAGAUUUAGAGGAACAUUGUACAAUACAUGUUAAAGAAGAGUUGAACGCUGAUAAUGAUAGUGAUAUAGACCUACAAUCAGCUUACUCUCAUGCUUUAGCUAACAUUUAUAAAUGUGAUAUUUGUUUCAAAUUGUUUAGUCAUAGGCAAAAUCUACAGAGACACAUAAAGGGUCAUGCAGGAGAUCAGUUACUGUCCUCCAUUGGUUUGGGCGAACAUUACGAUCUCGAUUCAGUUAAGAAACUUCCCUCUGCAAGAAUCACAAAUAGACUAGUUCAAGGCAUUGUUGCUAAAUUUCCGAACAAUGGGGAGCACAUGUCUAUAAUUAGGGCCUUACAUGAUGACUGCAUAACGUUUACUGACAAGGACAUUCGAAGUAGGCUGGCCCGACUGAAGACUAAGGCUAGGAAGCUGGGCAAAAAUGUAAAUAAUUCCAAUAAAUUUUUUAAAUUGUAUGAAGAUUACCUUGACAGUCCCUUUUUCCCCUUGACAGUAGACGAGACAUCAUCGGCAGAUACCAACACGACAAAUUCAGUUAAUAAAGAGACACAGACAUCUGUCGAUGAGACUUUGACCAAUCUAAAUAAGAAAAAUAAAUAUUUAUUAAAUAAGAUCAAUAGGGAUAAAGUAACAAUUUUCCGUUUAAAAAAUCAACUCAGGAAGACCUCUAAAGCAUUGAUUCGUUUGAAAGCUAAAAAUAAGAAAGCUUUGGCAAUUAAAAAAAAUGGUUCAAGUCCCAACCUUGUGGGGAAGAAUUGAUUUUGUAAUAUUGUGUUCUCUGUUCUCUAUAAAAAGUGGUUUUGUGAUAUCUAUGACUUUGUCACAAUUUUGAUCCGAUUUUGACAAGACUUGAAAUAUAGGUUUAUCUUCCAAAGAUCUUGGUUCCGUUAUGGCUUCUCAUUGUACGAAAAAUAAAGUUUUAUUUAUGUCACAAUUUUUAUCCGAUUUUUAAAUACAUCUACAAAUGUAUAUCACAAGCUGAUUAUCCUAUUUCGUUUCGUUUUUAUAGUUCAAAAUUACUACACUAGGAUCUGGAAGAGCUUUUAUCAUUGACGUGUUCUGGCUGAUGUGAGGGAUUAGCCAAUGAAACGGUCUGUUACGGCGAGCUUUAGGCAUAUUUUACACGGAACUGUGGGUAAUCCACAAUUAACAUCAAUGCUGAUUGGUUAAUCAAAUGUCUGACGUCAUAGGUCAAAAGCCACUUGUAUGACCUCUGACACAUCCUAUCGCUACAACCGGUCAGAUCUUCAUGUUGUGUAGGCCAUUGAAAGUAUAAAUAAUGAAAUGAAAUAUAGAUCUGUAUUUUAAUCUAAUUGUGUAUAUCACUGUUACAUCUUAAUGACGUUAGAGUUCAAAUUUCGUCAAAAUCAGACCGAAACUGCCUGGCAAAAUUACCAUUCCUUGUACGCAAAUAGUGUGAAAGUAUGUAAUACCAAGGUUGUGAACCUUCUAGAGGUCAUAAUUUUUUAUCUGAUGUUGAUAAAACUGAAAAUAUAUACCAAAGAUCUUGGUUCCUUUCGAUAUUCGCACAUAUCAGAAUGUAACUUCCUGGUUUAUGGCCCCUGGUUUAUCAAAUGUCUGAUGUCAUAGGGUCAAAAGCCGAUUGUAUGAUCCCUGACAUGACCUCCCAAUACAACUGGUCAGAUAUUCAUGUAGUAGAGGCCAUAGAAAGUAUAAAAAACGAAAUAUAGAUCUGUAUUUUAAUAUAGAUCUGUAGUUGACAAUUUUUAAAUAUCUACCACCGAUUGUAUGAAUGCAUUACUUGUUUGUAAUUGUAAUUUAUAUCUACCACCGAUUGUAUGUAUGCAUUACUUGUUUGUAAUUGUAAUUUAUAUCUACCACCGAUUGUGUUUGUGUGUACAUGUAAUUUAUUAUCAAAUAUAUAUGAUUAUGUCUAAAUGUAUGUGUCUACAUGUUGUCCUUAGUUGUUACAUGAAACUUUUUAAUAAACGUAC
Messenger RNA from Patella vulgata (common limpet), 2582 nucleotides. RefSeq names its product protein suppressor of hairy wing. The record is from RefSeq and is a predicted model, not a curated record. Lineage: Eukaryota; Metazoa; Mollusca; Gastropoda; Patellidae. The transcript has 2 exons. The coding region runs from base 319 to 1386 and encodes 355 amino acids. Gene Ontology annotation, molecular function: DNA-binding transcription factor activity; RNA polymerase II cis-regulatory region sequence-specific DNA binding. Gene Ontology annotation, biological process: regulation of transcription by RNA polymerase II.